AUGAACGCCCACGAGUUCAAAAUACCAAAUAGAAGUGUAAAAAAUGUGGAUUUUGACUGAAGCAUUUCAUCGAACACCUUAUCUACACCAUUAGUUUUCCGUAAAGAAAAAGAAAAAAAAAAAAAAUGGUGGAGAGAUUCUUCUCCACAAGUCAACCUGUUGAUCUCUCUUCUAUCCAAUCAUUGACCCUCCUCUCGGGGCCUCCAUGUUGAACAGUGGAAAGAGCUCUCUCUUAUUCCAAUUCGCAAUCAACUGUGCGUUGGGUAGUGAUCGUGAUGUGGUAUUCAUCUGCAGCAAGCGAAAAUUCGAGAACAAGCCCCCAUUUUUAUCACAAAAUGUUGAUCCAUCUUCGGACGCGCUUCAACAAAUACAAAUGAAGUACGUCGAAGAUGACGAAGGAAUCAAAAAGUAUUUUGCUGCAUUUCACCUGCACGAGAGCUUUCCGGUAGCAGUUAUUAUUGACGAUUUCGGAGAUUUCUUUAGCGAGAGGAUUUGUCAACAAAGAUACGCCAAUGCGAGAGGUAGAGACAUAGCCAUGGUUCGGACGUUGGCCCUAUGCCAGGAUGCUAUUGCACAUGCAAACGGGAGAAUGCAAACGACGGGGACGUGCGCUCUUUUACUCGCUGAUACACACCAGGGCGACACGCCUAGAUUGUUAUUCAUUUAUAAGCGAUGGAUAAAGUGCAUCUUUACAAUUAGAGGUGAUGGCUCAGGUUCAUACAUGCUAAAGGCUAACAGCGUCCCCGGCAGCAGCAAAGAGAAGGCGACGAUCGCCAGAUACUCGAUAGCACUUCAAUAUCUGAUGCUCGAGGAGAUUAUUGAGGAAUGACCCUAUUCUAUUCUACUGUUGAAGGGGACUAUGCCAUUGUGAUUGGCAUAUAUAUCUCAAUGGGGUUACAAUAAUAGCUUUUUUUGGGUUUACUUGUGACUAUUUGGCUUAUUUUGUCCGACUUUUAAAACAGCUUUUCCA
Ananas comosus (pineapple) is the source of this 970-nucleotide messenger RNA. RefSeq lists its product as uncharacterized. The record is from RefSeq and is a predicted model, not a curated record. The transcript is spliced from 7 exons. Gene Ontology annotation, cellular component: Shu complex. Gene Ontology annotation, biological process: double-strand break repair via homologous recombination. Gene Ontology annotation, molecular function: single-stranded DNA binding. NCBI's taxonomy places the organism in Eukaryota, Viridiplantae, Streptophyta, Magnoliopsida, Poales, Bromeliaceae. The coding region runs from base 206 to 829 and encodes 207 amino acids.